Messenger RNA from Candidozyma haemuli, 1326 nucleotides. RefSeq names its product chromatin-binding transcription regulator (gene ADA2). NCBI's taxonomy places the organism in Eukaryota, Fungi, Ascomycota, Pichiomycetes, Serinales, Metschnikowiaceae. Gene Ontology annotation, molecular function: chromatin binding; transcription coactivator activity; protein binding. Gene Ontology annotation, biological process: chromatin remodeling; regulation of transcription by RNA polymerase II. Gene Ontology annotation, cellular component: nucleus; SAGA-type complex. Bases 1 to 1326 code for a protein of 441 amino acids. The transcript has a single exon. The record is from RefSeq and is a predicted model, not a curated record.
AUGGACAGGUCAAAGUUAUUCCACUGCGACGUCUGUUCGCUGGAUUGUACUCAUAGAAUUCGAAUAAAGUGUGCCAUUUGCACAGAUUACGACCUCUGUGUCCCAUGUUUUGCUUCUGGCUCCGCAACGCUAGACCAUAAACCAUGGCACGACUACCAAGUGAUAGAACAGAACACUUAUCCCGUUUUUGAAGAAUCAUGGGGUGCAGACGAAGAGUUGUUAUUGAUACAAGGAUGUGAGACAUUUGGUCUCGGAAAUUGGCAAGAUAUUGCCGACCAUAUUGGUAAUCGAUCUAGAGAAGAGGUUGCACAACAUUAUCAGGAAAUCUAUCUAGAUUCAAGUGAAUAUCCACUUCCAGAGAUGAACAAAGACUUUUCACAUAUUCAACCUCAAGAAUUCUUGCAGAAGAGGAAGAAGCGCAUGGAGGAAAGGAAGAACAUGCCUUUGCCUCCUCCAAAACUCAAACCGGCAGCUUCUGUACCAUUAUGUCACGAAAUUCAAGGCUACAUGCCUGGUAGACUCGAGUUUGAUCAUGAAGCCGAGAACGAGGCCGAAGUUCCUAUCAAAGAUAUGGUGUUUGACCCUGAUGAUUCUGCUGGUGACAUUGAGCUUAAGCUUACCGCCUUGGAUAUCUAUAACUUCAGAUUGACUACUAGAGCGGAACGGAAACGUGUCUUGAUUGCUAACAAUUUGCUCGAAUACCGUAAGAAUAUUUCCAACGACAAGAAGAAGUCCAAGGAGGAAAAGGAAUACUUGCGUAAGAUCAACGCUUUUGUUCGUGUGAUGACUCCAGAAGACUUUGAACAAUUCUCUGAAGACAUUCUCACUGAACUACGAUGCCGUAUUAGGAUCCAGCAACUUCAAAGCUGGCGCAGGAACGGUAUUACUACAAUGGAAGACGGUAAUAGGUUCGAGAAAGACAAACUUAUUAGACUGGCUCAUUAUCAAAGAAUGGGUAAUGGUUCAGGAUUAGCUGCAAGACAUGCUGCUGCUGCACUGGCUGUGAGCAAUGGCACCCGCAAGUUGAACACUCCACAACCCGAGUAUAAGCCCAAGAUCAACACGUCUAACCCCAGAGCCCCUCUCGACAUAUCGCACGCUACAGACUUCGAGCUACUUUCUCGUGAGGAAAAACAGCUCUGCUCUACGCUUCGCAUUUUGCCGAAGCCAUAUCUUGCAAUUAAGAAUCAGCUAAUGAAAGAGGCUAUUAAGAAUAACGGUACAUUGAAGAAGAAAGACGCUAGACUGUUCCUUAAAAUUGAUGUCAACAAGGCCUCGAAGAUCUACGAGUUCUUCGUACAGAUGGGCUGGUGUUCUCAAGGCUAG